UGACGUUCUUUCCACAUUUGCCCCUAUUUUGAAGAAAUGUGGGAUUUAUGCUGCAAUCUAUGUAUCCCAAUUUGCAUAUGCUAGGAAUGUCUCCUUGCUCAAAGGAUUCUUAGAGCGGUGGUCACCCGAUACUAACACUUUCCACACCAUUUAUGGCGAACUUGGGAUCUCUUUAUGGGACCUUCAUCGCAUUAGCGGGCUCCUCAUUCGUGGUGAGUUUUAUGAAGAGUUUACCCCAUCCAAUGACAUUUUAUAUUCGUCCCAGACAUCCAAGGCGUGCCGUGGGCUUUUCAACAUUUAUGCCAGCUCUGUUCAAUCCAAGAAGUUUACUUCAAGCCGUACACCAAGAAAAUACUUCUGACACAUUGGAAGAGACAGACGAAAUUACUUCUGAUACCUCGGUAGAGGCCCAAAUUCUUGCAGACUUACUUGAAGGAAAUGGGGUUAACAAAUUAUUUGACAAACUUGAAGCACCCUUUGCUUCAUCUGGCCUUCUUUUGGGAACUUCCUCUAACGAAGCAGCCACCCAUAUUCAGAAAGGUCUUACUAUUUCUCUCCAAUCAAUGACGGAUGUUAAUGGCAUGAUUGCUGUAGCAAACAACGUUUUCAUGAUUUUAAAGAGUUUGGGUGUAGACUUCAUCUCCUUUUAUGAGAAGGUGAAGAUAUUCCUUGGGUGCUUUGCUUUGAAAACCCAACUUGCAGACUCUUCAAACUUGUCUACUGCAGAAUUUGAGGCCCAAUAUUGUGAGAAGAAACUUCAUUUCGACAAAGUUUUUGGCGAACAUGAACAGCUGUCUGCUUCAAUUAUCAAGUCAGAUGAGCAGAUUGCGGGUCUUAAUCAAAGGAUUAUUCAAACCCAUUCCCUGUCUCAAUCCUUCGUCCAUUUUCUGAGGACCUUGACUGCUCUGAAUUUAAUACUCUUCUCAAGAGAAUGA
Messenger RNA from Camellia sinensis, 935 nucleotides. NCBI's taxonomy places the organism in Eukaryota, Viridiplantae, Streptophyta, Magnoliopsida, Ericales, Theaceae. The record is from RefSeq and is a predicted model, not a curated record.